Messenger RNA from Symbiodinium natans, 13653 nucleotides. NCBI's taxonomy places the organism in Eukaryota, Dinophyceae, Suessiales, Symbiodiniaceae. The record is from the annotation of a GenBank genome assembly.
AUGUCUCGGUCGGUCAAGUUGGAUUGCCAGGAUGCCUUCGGGAACGAGUGUGGCACGUUUUGGAUCUACGAUCUGGACGACAUUGAGGAUGGCUCGGCAGAUGGCAUCUCUACGCCAGCGGACUUUGACGUCAGCCCGUGGAAGUACCAGCAAGAUGUUUCCAUUUUACUCUUGAAUCUGGAAGAAGCCACGCGGUAUGAUUUCAUCUACUGCUAUGCAGAAGAUGAUGAAGAUGAUGGUAUCGGAUCUGCUGCGAACAAGAUGGUUUUCGACACGGGUGUUCAGGCAAGCCAGGUGGCGGCUAUAAAGAAUGAGCUGGGAAGCAUCGUCACGUUGGAUGAGACGCCUCCUACAUUCACGGCGCUCGAGAUCCAGGAUCCUACAGCCAUGAAUGACCGUAUUGUGGUAUCCUUCGAGAUGAACGAGCCUGGCACUGCCUACUGCCGAGCAACGCGCUCGGACUCUGGGGAGACCUCUGCAGACAUGCACCUCAACAGGAUUCUUUCCGCCAACUGGUUCUCUGCGUAUGACGGAAACGGUACACAGACGAUUACAAUGACAAAGUUGGAGAAUGUGGACCCGCUCCUGACAAGUCGUGAUGAUGAGAACGUCUUCUUUCUGGAGGCCACCCUCUACGAUGUCUACUGUUGGGCACGGGAUGCAGCUGUGGAUACGAAAGGCUUUGCGAAGCCGAACUACAUGACGCAGGAAUACGUCGUUCUAGAUGUUGGCAGCUCCAGUUCACCGAGUGGUGGUCGCACAGCGAACAUCUGGGUGAAAGACUCCACACCUCCGACUAUGACUUUCAUUGAUGCAGAGAGCCUGGAUUCCAGCACCAUUCAGGUGACGCUGCAGUUGGACGAGCCCGGUACGAUCUGGUGCCAAGCCAUGAGCCUGGAGGGUCCCAACGCAUCAAUUUGCGACAACAGCAGCUUGCAGGAUACGAAUGACACCAGCCCCUGCUACUAUGAGCGAUUCAUUAAAGGCUCUGGGCAGUCUGUUUUCACCGCCAUGGUUCCGCUGGCCUACCGCAACGUCCAUAUCAACGUGGACCGUUUAUUGGACAGCAGCGAAGCCUUUUCCACCACCUUGGCCUCGCAGACUGAGUACCAGGUGCUCUGCUUUGCGGAGGAUGAUUGGCACAUACAGGCAAGCAGCUUUCAGCCUCGUUCGCCGAGCUUCACUGCACCCGUGUACCCGAACAAGGUACCGCUGUCGGCCGUCCAUGUGUUGCGAGAGCUCAUUGGAACCAAGACAACUCUGGACGAGACUCCUCCAAUCUUUACUCAGCUGGUCAUUGAUGACCCCACAGCCUCCAACGAUCGCAUCGUAGUGACCUUUGCUCUGAACGAGCCUGGAACCGCAUAUUGCCGCGCAACCCGAUCUGACUCCGGGGAGACAUCUGCCGACAUGUCCAUCGUGCGCAUCCUGGGUGCUGGAUGGUCAGCUCCACAGAACGGCAGUGCUGUGCCGUCAGUCAUCACAAUGACGAAGUUGGAGAAUGUGGACCCCGCCUUGACGAACCGCCAAGACCACAACAUCUUCUUUGAUGAGGCGACUCAGUACGAUAUCUACUGCUUGGCCAAGGACGAUGCAACCGAUGAUGGAGGGCUUGCUCGCCCCAACAUCAUGACCACCAGCUACAUUGGUGCUGAUGUUGGAAAUCCCCUCUCUCCUCAGGGAGGUCGCACUGCAGGAGUCUGGGUUGCAGAUACGACGCCUCCUGGAAUGAUCUUGGUUCGUGCUGUGGCGGUCGGCCAGGAGGUCCUGCGGAUCACGCUGCAGCUGGACGAGCCCGGAACAAUCUGGUGUCAGGCAGCCGAACUGGCCAACUCCAGCGACAUCUUAAACUGCAAAGAGGAUGAGGUGCAGGAGACAAACUCCAGCGAUGACUGCUUCUAUGAGGACUUUACGAAGGGCUUGGAGAACGAAACCGUGUUUCGUGCGGAGGCUGCUUUGAAGCAGGGCUCUGUGCCUGAAUCUUUCCGUGAUGUGGAGAUUGAAGUCGCGCGAAUUUGGCGGAAAGAUCAGACCAACAGCAUUCCUCUGUUGCAUGCUUCUGCGGUGGCAUCGGUGAACUUUGUCUUGAGCACCGGGCCGAACAAGGCCCCUCCAACCUUUACGCUUCUGGAGAUCGAAGAUCCAACAGUCGCCAACGACCGUAUUGUGGUGACAUUUGCCUUGAACGAGCCUGGAACGGCGUAUUGCCGGCCCACGCGAUCCGAUUCGGGCGAAACUUGGGUUGACAUGCACAUCAGCCGCAUUGUAAGCGCCGCCUGGUCUUCACCGUUCAUGGCAGGCAGUGCCACCAUCGAAAUGACCAGCAUUGCCAACCGAAGCCUAGAUCGUCUGGACAAUGCCGCGUUGGAAGAAGCAACGCGCUACGACGUGUACUGUUGGGCUGAAGAUGCCGCCUUGGAUGGCUGGGGCAUGGCGCGUCCAAACCUCAUGAGCCAGGUGACACUCCAGCUGUCAGAGCCUGGCACGGUCUGGUGCCAGGCGGCAGAUCCUUUGGAUGACUUCUGUGCGACCGCCGACAUUGCAGGUGCAACAAGCCGUGACAGCCCUUGCUAUUUCGAAACAUUCAUCAAGGGCAAUGUGACCUCCACAUUUGAAGUCCCCGUCCACGAGGCAUACCGAAAUGUCGAGGUAGAGGUCAGCGUCCUGCAGUUGAGGACUGGAGAGAGCCGGCCACUCGAGCAACAACGCGCUUACAACGUCUUCUGCUAUGCGGAAGAUGACUGGGUACUUGAGGCUGAUGCUGCAGCGACCUCCGUCAGCUACACGUCUCCCAGCCUGCCUUUGCAAGUGUCGCUGAAUGACACCGUCGCUUUGAAAGAUGAGAUUGGGCUGUUGGUCACGCUGGAUGAGAGUCCGCCGUCGUUCACCAAGCUGCUUAUUCCUGAUCCCACGGCUGCCAACGACCGGAUCGUCGUUGUGUUGUCCCUGAAUGAGCCAGGCACCGCGUACUGCCGUGCCACUCGCUCGGACUCUGGAGAGACAGCUGCCGACAUGUCCAUUAACCGAGUGAUUGCAGCGGGGUGGUCGGCAGUUUUUGCUGGCAGUGAUGUCUCCAUAGAAAUCACAAAGUUGGAGAACGUCGACCCAAGUCUGACAGCCAGGGACGACGUGGAUGUGCUCUUCGAAGAGCAAACGCAGUAUGACGUGUACUGCUGGGCACAGGACAGUGCAGUGAACAGCCAAGGAGUGCCGCGUCCGAACUACAUGUCACAUGCCUACAUGGUAACAGGGGUGAAUUCCAGCUCAGCCCCUGCUGGCGGGCUCACUCAGAACAUUUGGGUCACGGAUUCGACUCCUCCCAGAAUGAUUUUUGUUCGGGCAGAUGCUUUGGCAAGCGCCACGUUGCAAGUAACAUUGCAGCUGGACGAGCCCGGUACGAUCUGGUGCCAAGCAGUUCUUCCCAACGCGACGCAGCUUUCUGAAUUUUGCCGCGCGGGUGACAUUGGACAAGCUGGUGAUCUGCAAUCCUCGAAUCCAAUAGUGAAAGGAAAUCUGACAGCCACCAGCUUUCAUGUGGAGGUUCCAGUUGCGUUCAGGGAUGCCAGCAUUGACAUCAACAAGAUUUUGCCGAAGAACGGACAGGAGGCGACCAACCUGACGUCAGAGACUGCGUACAACAUUGCCUGCUUUGCAGAGGAUGACUGGGUGUUACAGGCGGAUGCUGCAGUGACCUCCGUCAGCUACACGUCUCCCAGCCUGCCUUUGCAAGUGUCGCUGAAUGACACCGUCGCUUUGAAAGAUGAGAUUGGGCUGUUGGUCACGCUGGAUGAGAGUCCGCCGUCGUUCACCAAGCUGCUUAUUCCUGAUCCCACGGCUGCCAACGACCGGAUCGUCGUUGUGUUGUCCCUGAAUGAGCCAGGCACCGCGUACUGCCGUGCCACUCGCUCGGACUCUGGAGAGACAGCUGCCGACAUGUCCAUUAACCGAGUGAUUGCAGCGGGGUGGUCGGCAGUUUUUGCUGGCAGUGAUGUCUCCAUAGAAAUGACAAAGUUGGAGAACGUCGACCCAAGUCUGACAGCCAGGGACGACGUGGAUGUGCUCUUCGAAGAGCAAACGCAGUAUGACGUGUACUGCUGGGCACAGGACAGUGCAGUGAACAGCCAAGGAGUGCCGCGUCCGAACUACAUGUCACAUGCCUACAUGGCAACAGGGGUGAAUUCCAGCUCAGCCCCUGCUGGCGGGCUCACUCAGAACAUUUGGGUCACGGAUUCGACUCCUCCCAGAAUGAUCUUUGUUCGGGCAGAUGCUUUGGCAAGUGCCACGUUGCAAGUAACGUUGCAGCUGGACGAGCCCGGUACGAUCUGGUGCCAAGUGACAGAGGUUGCAUCCGCACCUGCGGGCACUUACUGCAACGAGUUGGAUGUACAGGAUUGGAGUUCUUCGUCAGAUUGCUUCUUCGAAGUCUUUGCGAAAGCCAGUGUCGCUCCAGCAGAUGCCCUUUUCUCCGUGUUUGUGCCAGAAGCCUUCAGCAACGUUGACCUGAACAUCGACCGAGUAGUGAGCAAGGAUGGCACUUCAAGCGCGAGGUUGUCCUCCCAGCAUGCAUAUGCCAUCUUCUGUCUCGCAGAGGAUGACUGGAAGAUCCAGGCCGAUAGCCUUUCAUCGCUGCCUGACUACACGUCUCCAGGAGGACCCAACCAAGUGAACUUGACAGAUGCGCAGCUGUUGCGCGACACGAUUGGAUCGUUGACGACCUUGGACGAGGCUCCGCCAAUGUUCACUUUGCUGACUAUUGAAGACCCCACGCAGACCAAUGACCGCAUAAUGGUGACCUUUGCAUUGAACGAGGCUGGCACUGCAUUUUGCCGGCCUACUCGGCGUGAUUCAGGCGAAACUGCGCAGGAUAUCUCCAUCAAUCGAAUUAUCAGCGCUGGAUGGUCGGCUGCAUAUGAUGGAAGCGGUGGUGAUCGCACCCUCGAGAUGACGGGUAUUGAGAAUGUCCUCUUGCAUGAGCUGGAGCCGCUUGUUGAGGCGCAGCAGUAUGAUGUAUACUGCUGGGCGAGAGACAACGCUGUGGACAUGCAAGGGUUCGCGAGGCCCAACUUCAUGACGCAUGCGUACGUGGGGACUUCCGUUGGGAACGAAACUGCGCCCAGCGGUGGAAAGAUCGAAGCGGUGUGGAUUACUGACAGCACUGCUCCGACCCUGUACUUUGUGCGGGCGGGCGGCGUGAAGACGGAGGCUGCCGAGCCAGCAAAUGCCUCCAGCUCUCUCUACUGCCAUGAAGACGAGAUAAGCACCGACCCUUUGUCCUCCUGCUACUGGGAGACUUUUGUCAAGGGCUCUGAUGACCCGGCCACAAGCUUCAGUGCGGAAGUGCGCGAAGCUUUCGAAUACGUCGAAGUUGAAGUCAAUCGCAUAUGGCGGAAGAACACGGCAGCCUCAGAUCCGCUCCUUCCGGAAACGGGCUACAAGGUCUUCUGCUAUGCGGAGGACGAUUGGCCGGUUCAAGCACAGAGUGUCUACUUCAAUGCGUCUGGACUGGAGCCACAAAAGAGCACCCUUGCAUCUGGCAUAGCUUUCAAGGACGCCGUGGGCCUGCGCACAACGCUGGACCUGACGCCUCCCAACAUCACGCUGUCGAAUCCCCAAUCGCCCUCCGAAUCGUCGCUCACGGUUCUGGUGACACUUUCCGCUUGGUGCAAGGCCGUGCGUGGCUCCGCUGGCUCCGCUUUUGUCCCUUCGGUGUUGGAGAUCUUGAGUGCCGGCUUCAGUGCCGCGAUGCCAAACGACCCCUAUGCGGCAACUGUGAUGCUUACCGGUGAAGAUGCAACGGUUCCUUUCGUUCGUGGAACAGACUAUGAGGUCUUCUGCUAUGCAGAAGAUGACUCAUGUGAUGGCUGCGCAUAUGGAGCAGGAAUCGCUUCGGAUGAGAUUGCGCAAACCCGAACGAGCAUCCGCACAUUGGACACGACACCGCCACUUUUGCGAGUGAUCAACGUUCGGUCCAUCGCUCGAGAUCAAGUUCAAAUCACAAUCCAGGCUGAUGAGGGAGUGCGCUUAUGGUGUGCUGCAUGGCCGACGGAAACACCUCCGACAGAUGGGCUGGGAUUUCCUUUGAACGCCACGAACUUCGAAGACAUCAUCAAGGACGGAGCUUCGCUUCAAUGCACGGACUCCCGUGGAGCAGCCUGCGGAAGCUUCUGGGUUUAUGACCUGGAUGACCUCGAGGACACCAGCUUGGACGGUUUGGCAUCUUUACCAGCUUACAGAGACGAUCAGACCUGGAGACACAAUGAAGAUGUGGUGAUUCUAUUGAGUGGUCUUUCUGAGCAGACUGAGUACAGCCACAUCUAUUGCUAUGCAGAAGAUGAUGAAGAUGAUGGUCUGGGAGCUGCUCCGAAUAAGAUGACUUAUGACACCGGAGACCUCAGAAGCCAAGUGGUCGUCAUUCAUCAGGGGCUCGGGAACAUGACCACGCUCGAUGAAACCCCACCAAUUUUCACUCAGCUCAGCAUCCAGGAUCCGACUAACUUCCAGGAUCGCAUUGAGAUCGCUUUCGCCCUCAACGAGCCCGGAACGGCCUACUGCCGAGCCACGCGAUCUGACUCAGGCGAGACUGGCGCUGACAUGUACAUCUCAUGGAUUCAGACGGCUGGGUGGUCAUCUGCGCAUGAUGGGUCCACGGCGCCUUCAACAAUCGAGAUUCGCAAGUUGGAGAACUUGGAUCCACUUCUAACCAACCGCGAUGAUGAGGAUGUGGCAAUUCUGGAGGCACAGCAAUACGACAUAUACUGUUGGGCUCUGGACAGCGCGGUGGACACCGCUGGCUUGGCCAGACCGAACUACAUGUCACAGAGUUAUGCGAUCGCGGAGGUCAACUCCACUGCUUCCCCAGCUGGAGGUUCGACACGAGGUGUCUGGGUAGUGGACGUCACACCUCCGCGGAUCAUCUUAGUUGGUGCAGAGGCCAUCUCAUCGUCAGAGCUGCAAGUCACGCUACAGCUCGAUGAGCCAGGCACCGUCUGGUGCCAACCAGGCGACAUCUCUGGUGACCUGACGCAGUGCCAGAGCUCUGAAGUGCAGAAUGUGUCUUCGACCGCUGACUGCUUCUGGAUCACGCUCAUACAGUCCAACGACUUCCGAGCAGAUGUUCACGAAGCCUUCGUGGACGUUUCCAUCAACAUGAACCUUCUGCACCCUCACAGUGGGCAUCCUGCUAGUGCUCUGACCCCGGAGACACCGUACGAGAUUUUCUGUUAUGCAGAGGAUGACUGGCAAGCACAGGCGAACAAUGCUGUGAACUCGAUCAACUUCGUGGCGGUCACCAGCCCGAACAACGUAUCGUUUGACGACACCGAUCUCCUGAGGACUGGCAUUGGCUUGCUGACAACGCUGGACGAGUCGCCGCCCAACUUCACUACGCUUGCGAUUCCAGAUCCCACUGUGCAGAAUGACAGGAUUGUGGUGAUGUUCAGCCUCAAUGAGGCAGGUACGACGUACUGUCGAGCCACUCGAUCCGACUCUGGAAGAUCGGCUACGUACAUGACCAUCAACCGCAUCAUCAGCGCUGGAUGGUCGGCCAGCAAUGAUGGCAUCGGCGCGAGCAUGAUCGUCAUGACGCACCUGGAGAAUCUGACGGCUCUCAGAGCACCAAGCGAGCCAGUUCUUGAAGCAACGCAGUAUGAUGUGUAUUGCCUUGCAAAGGAUGAUGCAGUGGACGGCAGGGGCCUGCCGCGGCCUAACUGGAUGUCCUCCAGCUACACAACGGCGGCUGUGGUAGAUCCAAGCAGCCCUGCGGGCGGACUUACGUCGGGUGUGUGGGUGGUGGAUUCAACCCCUCCAGCUUUGCUCCUCGUGGACGUCUAUGCUGCCAGUGAAGCAACCAUACACCUGCGCCUGCAACUCACUGAGCCCGGCACGGUCUGGUGUGCUCCCUUGGCAAUAGAGAACACGACUUUCUGCACAGUUGCGGAUAUGACGACGAACGGCACGUCCAGUGGCUGUGACUAUGAGACCUUUGUGAAGAACCAGCAAGCCUUUCAGGUCGCCUCGAGCGUGACAAUCCCUGAACCAUACCGAGACUUCGAAGUUAAGGUGGACCGAAUUUUCACUCGCGAUGAGCUGGCCAGCUACGCAUUAGAAACUGAGAAGUCGUACAGCCUCUUCUGCUUUGCGCAAGAUGAUUGGCCUCUCCAGGCGGCCGGCGCCUCAACAAAGUCACCAAGCUUCGUGGCUCCGACAGAUGCUAUGAAGAUUUCCUUGUCAGCUGCGCAAGCUUUUUCCGGCGUGAUUGGCAACAUCACAACGCUGGAUGAAACACCUCCAAGCUUCACCGUACUGCAUGCAGAGGAUCCCACGAUCAGCAACGACCGCAUAGUCAUUGUGCUCCAGCUCAAUGAACCAGGAACGGCUUAUUGCCGCGCCACGCGAGCUGAUUCUGGUGAGGCUCCAUCUGACAUGAAUAUCAAUCGAAUACUCACUGCCAACUGGCUGGCUCAAAAUGAUGGCCUCAGCAACUCCUCAAUUGAAAUCACCCAGCUGGAGAAUGUCGACCCGCUGUCAACGAGCCGUGACGAUGAGGUGGACCUCAUCGCUGAAGCCACACAGUAUGAUGUGUAUUGUUGGGCAGAGGACAGUGCGGUGGACAGCUAUGGGAACGCGCGGCACAAUUACGUGAGAAUCGAAUAUACUCGUACUGAUGCCAGUGCAGCGAACUCCCCGCAGGGUGGUCGGACUCCAGGUGUCUGGGUGCGAGACACCACGCCGCCCAGAAUGACUUUCGUAAGAGCAGAGGGAAUUUCCCAAGACUCUCUGCAAGUGACGCUGCAGCUGGACGAGCCAGGAACAGUUUGGUGUGCUGCUGUGCAGACAACCGCAGACCCUGGCUACUGCAUCCAUGGCUCAACUCCGGGCGGAAGCUUCUCAAGCGGCUCAAGCGGGCCAGGGCUGUGUGAGUACGAGGCCUUCGUGAAGGGUGAUGCUGUGAACGCAAGCUUCCGAGAAGCUGUCCAUGAGGCAGGAGUCUCCGUGCAGGUGGAGAUCAACCAAAUCAUCCGCAAAGAUCUCGCUGCAGCAGACCCUUUGAUACCCGAGACCGGCUAUCACAUCUACUGCUUUGCUGAAGAUGACUGGCCUGAAGAAGCCGCGGCUGCAGCAAUUCGUUCGCAGUCUUACACUGGCGACGUGACCAUCCCGAACAAAGUUUCUUUGGAAGAUGUCUUGAACUUUAGCGACAGUGCGGCUUCCCUCUUUGUGCCGCAGACCCUCGACGAAGCACCGCCAAGCUUCACCCUCCUGCAGAUCCAGGACCCUUCAGCCCUGAACAAGAAGAUUGAGGUGGUGUUCGCCCUCAAUGAGGCAGGCACGGCCUAUUGUCGGCCCGUGCGUGCUGACAGUGCCGAGGCAGCUUCCCCGCUUGGGAUCAACCGCAUCAUCUCUGCUGGCUGGUCAGCUACACAUGACCCGUCUACAUCCGCGAGCAGCAGUCUACUGAUGGCUGGUGUACAUGCUUCGCCACUGCAGGAGCUCGAUGAAGCCAGGCAGUAUGAUGUCUACUGCUGGGCUCAGGACGAAGCAAAGAGCAACUUUGGAUUUCCCCGGCCGCAGUACAUGUUGCAAUCGUACGUGAGUGCGGAGGUGCGCAACGUCACGGCGCCCCAGGGUGGCAAGACCGCUAAUGUCUGGACGGUGGACUCUACAGCUCCCACGAUGCUGUUUAUCGAUUGGGACGCUGUGCGGGAUGAAGAAACUUUGCAAGUCACUCUGCAAUUGGAUGAGCCAGGAACCGUCUGGUGUCAGGCGGCAGAGGUUGUGGCAACCAACACCAGCUAUUGCGGUGAUCUCGAGUUGCAGGAUGCAGAUUCCCUGGUCGACUGCUACUUUGAGAGCUACAUCAAAGGGAACGCUUCUCACGUCUUUAAACAACUUGUCCCUGCAGCCUUCCAAGAUGUGGAGGUGGAGGUUAACCUGCUGCCUUCGCGAGAUGCAGUGAGCUCUGUUCCGCUUCGUCGCAGAUCAGGAUACAAGAUCUUCUGCUUUGCUGAAGAUGACUGGACUGAGAAGGCGACGUCUGGCUCCAUCAACUUUGUUGCUCCAGCCGCCCGAAACAAGGUCACGCUGGGAGCGGUGAUGGCCUUCAAGGAUGCUGUUGGAACGGCAACAACGUUGGAUCUCACUCCACCCAACAUGACAGUGCUCAAUGUGGUUGCCACUGAGGAUGUGAUUGUGGUCUCGGUGUCGAUGGACGAGGCUGGCACUGUUUGGUGUCGUGCUUAUCGGAAAGGUGCUGCCGUGCCUGGCGCUUCGGAGAUCCUGGAAACAGGCUUUUACCUCGAAGCUUCCGCCGAAGCUGUGGCUGAGGUCAACAUCACAGCGGAGAACGCAAAAGGUGAUCCCCUGUCGCAGGGCACAGACUACGAGGUCUACUGCUUUGCACAGGACAUCCCCUGCCUCCGCUGCUCGGUGGCUGCAGGGUCAACUGCUCAGGAGAUCGCUGACACGCAAACCGGCAUCCGCACUCUGGAUGUCCUUCCACCUCGGGUCACCGUCCUUUUUGCAGAAGCUUUGAGCAAGGAUACUAUUCAGUUGACGCUUCAGGUGGACGAGGGGGCCACGUUGUGGUGUGCGGCUUGGGAUUCCGAACCUGCAGGCAUGAGCACGAAUUUCGAAGCGCUGAUCAAGGGGGCGAACUGCACCGAAAGUUAUCCUCCGCAGCGCCCUUGUGGCAGCUUCUUGAUCUACGACCUCGAUGACCUGGAGGACAGCCCGCUCGACGGCGUGUCAACUGUCCAGGAGUUUGAAGCAUCAUACCAGUCUGGUCAGGAUGUACAGCUUUCGCUCUUCGGCCUCACCGAAGCAACUGUGUACUCCUACGUAUACUGCUACGCUGAAGACGACGAAGGUGAUGGCCUCGGGUCCAACCCGAACAAGAUGUACUAUGAUGCAAGUGAUGCACCAGCGGGGACUGCAUCCAGCAGCAUGGUCAGCCAUCUCAGACAAGCCAUCGGUGCCAUUGCAACCUUGGACGAGUCGCCGCCCACGUUCACACAGCUCUCAAUCGUCGACCCAACAGUCGAGGAGGGUGUCAUCGUGGUGAGCCUGGCUCUGAAUGAGCCCGGGACGGCAUACUGUCGCGUGACGAGGUCAGAUUCUGGAGAAGCCGGCGCGGACAUGCACGUGAAUAGGAUCCUGGCUGCCGAUUGGUCCGCUGUCCAUCCUGGACCUCCUGCAGAUGCCGUCAUCAUUAACAUCACUGCUCUGGACCGUGCUACGCCUCUCAAUGUGCCGUCCGUCCCGGUGGAGGCUUCUACCCAGUAUGAUGUGUAUUGCUGGGCCCAGGACAAUGCAGUCAGCACCAUGGGCUUCGCGCGCCCUAACUAUAUGACACACCAGUAUGUCACUGCGGAUGUCGUGGCUCCUUCAUCGCCCUCCGGGGGAGCGACUGCUGGAGUUUGGGUGACAGACAACACCCCACCUACUCUGAUCUACGUCUCCGCCGAAGCCGUGUCCAGUGAUACGGUGCAAGUCACUUUGCAGCUCGAUGAACCUGGAACCAUAUGGUGUGCAGCUGCUGAGCUGGACACUUCCGUGAAUAUCGUGAACUGCAAAGAGGGAGAGGUGCAGGAUGCAGAACCUGACCCAAGCAUCCGGCCAUGCUACUUCGAGACCUUUGCCAAGGGAACUUAUGCCGACGGAACAGUUUUCAAGGCCGAUGUAUCGCAACCCUUCAGAGAUGUCGAUAUCGAGGUGAACAGGAUCUGGGAGCGGAACGGCACAGGAACCAGCGCAUUGCAGCCAGAAACUCCUUACAAGAUCUUCUGCUACGCCGAAGACGACUGGGUUGUGCAGAGUACCGCUGCGAUGGUCAGUCCAAACUUCGUUGCACCGGCGAUCCCCAACAAGUCGCCCUUGACACAGGGGCAAUCUCUUCUGGCUGCAAUUGGGACCAGGACCACACUGGAUGAGACCCCGCCACGGUUUACCAAGCUGCUUAUACAGAACCCCACGCACACCAACGACCGCAUUGUUGUGAUCUUUGCGUUGAAUGAGCCUGGUACUGCAUAUUGUCGUGCACGCCGUGUUGAUUCUGGUGCGGCUUCCACAAAUAUGAAGAUACCUGACAUUCUUGCGGCCGGCUGGUCUGCGAGCUUCUCCGGGACCGACGUGGUGAUUGAGAUGACUAAGCUGUCAAAGCCAGAUCCAGCUAUUGGGGCACUGGAUGCUGCAACAGCUGAUUUCGAUGAGCAGACACAGUAUGAUGUCUUUUGCUGGGCUCACGAUGAUGCUGUGAAUGGUAGAGGAUACCCCAGGCAAAAUCAGCAAACUGAAGAGUACGUGAACACGGACGUAGGCCAGGGUGAGGCCAUCAAUGCGACCCUGCCAGGUGGCAAAACACAAGGAGUUUGGGUGGCGGACACUACACCUCCGACCAUGUUGCUGGUGCAGGCAGAAGCCCUCCGGAGUGCCACUCUGCAGGUGCGACUUCAGCUGAAUGAACCUGGAACGGUUUGGUGUGCUGCCACAGAAACGGGCUUGGCUGGCAGCGACUACUGCUUGGAAACUGAGCUACAAUCUGCUUCUUCUUCCGCAGAUUGUUUCUUCGAGGACUACAUCAAAGGGAAUACGACUGAUGGUACUUCCUUCAGCGAGUACGUUCCGGAGGCAUUCCAAGAUGUGGAUGUGGAGAUUACAAGGAUUUUGCGGAAGGACUUGACUGCCGGAUCUCCGCUUCUACCGGAGACGAUGUAUCAGGUCUUCUGCUUUGCAGAAGAUGAUUGGAAGAUUCAGGCUGACAGUGUUAAUUCUUCAGCCGAGUACGUCUCACCAGCAGGCCCCAAAGCCACGACUUUCGCAACAGUGCAGACUUUUGCGGACAGCAUCGGAACACUCACGACGCUGGAUGAGGCAGCUCCCAGCUUUAUCGUUCUCCAAGUCCAGGAUCCCAGUGACCAAGAAGGCAUCCUGGUGGUGAACUUUGCUCUGAACGAGGCUGGCACAGCAUACUGCAGAGCCACUCGCUCGGACUCUGGCGAGUCGGCCGCGGACAUGCCCAUCAACAGGGUUCUGACAGCCAACUGGGUGGGCGAGUAUGACGGCACCAGCAACGUCACGAUCGCCAUGAACAACUUGGAAAAUGUGGACCCUCUUGCCACAAAGCGUGACGAUGAGGUAGCACCGCUGAGUGCUGGAACACAGUACGACAUCUACUGCUGGGCCAAGGAUGCAGCCACAACAACGUUCGGAUACCCGCGGCCCAACUACAUGGCGGCUAGCUAUGUCGCAAGUCCAGUGCUGUCCCCUGAUGCUCCUGCCGGAGGCUACACAAAGGGCGUUUGGGUUACCGACAGCACCCCUCCUGAAAUGUUCCUCUCUUCCUUCGAUGCAUUGUCCGAGGAUUCCCUACUUGUCCAGCUUCAGCUUAGCGAGCCUGGCACGGUUUGGUGCGCGGCAACGGCGCCUGACGGCGGCUCCUCCAGCUAUUGCCGGCCAAGCGAUCUCCAGGAUGUGAAUCCCUUGACCGCUUGCUACUACGAAGAUUACAUCAAAGGCUCAGCUGGUCAGGGCACGACGUUCAUGAAGGAGGUCUCGGAUCCAUACAUGGAUGUCUCUUUGGAGAUCAAUCGCAUAGCUCUUUCUGGCAUCGGUGGAUCUGGAACAGGGGCACCGUUACCUGCCGAGCACGAGCCUUAG